AAUUACUCCCUCCGUCCAAGAAUAAUCUUCCCACUCUACAUUUUUUCCCGCCCAAAAAACAUUUUCUCAUUCAACUUUUUCAUACCCACUCUGCCAAAAAUACCCCUUUCAUUAAAUCUCACCCAUUAUUCCUAACUACACUUCUCCCCAUCAUUUAUUCUAUCGCUUUACUCAACCAUCCUCAGUCACUCCUCUCUGCUCCCUAUCUUAUCCGAUCUAAACUCUUCAGUUCCUUCCCAAACCCUACAUCACUUCUUCGUCUCCUAGAUCCGCAAUGGAUUCGUACGAUUUACGCUUCAAAUCCAUUAUUCUGGAGACACAAUUUGAAGAUGUUGGAGUUGAUGACGGUGAUUUCAUCUUUGAUAAGGAGGAAGACGAGGGUAGACUUGUCUGGAACAAUAUUGGAGGCAACGUGAACACUUUCUGCGCUGGUGGCGUGAAGAAUUGGAUCUACAUAAAUGUUUUGCAAAAGAGAAAUAGCAACAUUGACGAUGACUGGGGCAUCAUUUUCGACACUACUUGCUGGUGGAUUUGGCAAUGGAGAAACGCUAAGACGUUUGGUGGCGAGGAACCAGACGACAAACCAAAACUCGAUUGGAUCACAGAGAUAGUUAGAGAUACUAACAAUGACUUUAUGAGGCAACGUUUGGUAAUUAAUACUCACAAAUCCACUGAUCGUUCGUUUAGGUGGACGAUGUCUCACAAUUGUGAUUGGACUCUCAAUGUUGACGGGAGCUACAAAGCGUCAAUCAACAAAGCAGGUAUUGGUGAGGUUCUCCGAAAUAAGAAAGGUGAGUGGAAAGGUGGUUUUUCAGCCAAGGUUAGUCCAAAAAUCGUGGUGACGGUGGAAGCAAUGACCAUCGCUUCAGGCAUUCAAUGGGCCUGGGAAAAGGGCAUUCGAGAGCUUGAGAUUGAGACAGAUGCAGGCAUGGUUGUAAUGUGGAUGGCCGAACAUAAUUCUCUUAGAGGCCCUACACGCAAUAUCAUUGAUGUUAUUAAGGAGUGGAAAAAGAAGUAUACAAGGAUCAAGUCAAGAACAUCUUUCGUGAACAGAACUUUGCAGUUGACCACCUUGCCAGCAUUGGAGCCUCUCAACAUGCAAAUUGGAUCAAGCAAGAGGAUCCCCGCCCAAGGUGGAGGAUAUCAUUUCCGAAGACAUGAAUGAAGUCACCAGAGUUCGUAAGGUGAACACAAAUACUCACAUUAACGACUUAUAUUAGGGUCUCCCCUCUCCCUCUUGAUAAAAAAAAGGGGUAACUGGUUU
Cuscuta campestris is the source of this 1264-nucleotide messenger RNA. NCBI's taxonomy places the organism in Eukaryota, Viridiplantae, Streptophyta, Magnoliopsida, Solanales, Convolvulaceae. The record is from the annotation of a GenBank genome assembly.